GCCAGCCGCCGGACCCUUCCCACUAGGUCCUCACUCAGCAAUCGGGUCUCUACCGACUUCCGGCGGCGGGAGCCGCCGGGUGCACCUACUGCGCGUGCGCGAGGCCCUGGCGACCCCCGAUGCUCAGUUCCCCUGUGGCGGGGACUUGGUACGGCCCAGCGGUUGGCGUACUUUGAGGCUCCAGUCAGGGGCGGGCUUUUCAAAUUACCCAUUUGAAGGAGAGGCGACAGCCCGGACUGGUUGCGCUGGAGAUGGAGAAGCAGACCCUGAAGGGGCCUGAGCUCAGCCUGGCGGGGCUUCCCGCCCAGCAGGACUGCAGCAUUCAAGAAAAAAUAGACUUAGAAAUUCGAAUUCGAGAAGGCAUAUGGAAGCUCCUUUCUCUGAGCACUCAGAAAGACCAGGUUUUACAGGCAGUUAAGAAUCUUAUGGUGUGCAACACUCGAAUAAUGGCUUACACAUCGGAGCUACAGAAAUUAGAAGAGCAGAUUGCAAAUAAAACUGGAAGAUGUGAUAUGAAUUCUGAAAAUAAAGAAAGAACAGCUUGCAAAGGAAAGGUUGCCAUAUCAGAUGUUCGAAUACCACUAAUGUGGAAAGACUCUGAUCACUUCAGCAGCAAAGAACGAUCACAGCGCUAUGCCAUUUUUUGUUUAUUCAAAAUGGGAGCUGAAGUUUUUGAUACUGACAUGGUGAUUGUGGAUAAAACAAUCACAGAUAUAUGUUUUGAAAAUGUAACAAUAUUUAAUGAAGCAGGACCAGACUUUCAGAUAAAGGUGGAAAUGUAUAGUUGCUGUACAGAAGAAUCUCCCAUAACCAAUACACCAAAAAAGCUAGCUAAGAAACUUAAGACAUCUAUAAGUAAAGCUACAGGAAAGAAAAUAAAUUCAGUGCUUCAGGAAGAGAAUCAUGAAACAUGUUUGUUCUUCAAUUCUACUACUGUUGGUGCAAAGUAUAAUUUGCUAGCUCAUACCACCCUAACCUUGGAAAGUGCUGAUGAUAGCUUCAAGACUCACAAUCUAUCUAUUAAUGGAAAUGAGGAGUCUUCAUUUUGGCUUCCCUUAUAUGGCAACAUGUGCUGCCGAUUAGUUGCCCAGCCAGCUUGUAUGGCUGAGGAUGCAUGUGCAGGAUUUCUUAAUCAGCAGCAAAUGGUGGAAGGUCUGAUUAGUUGGAGGAGGUUGUAUUGUGUUUUGAGAGGAGGUAAACUGUAUUGUUUUUAUAGUCCGGAAGAAAUUGAAGCUAAAAUGGAACCAACUUUGGUAGUGCCCAUUCAUAAGGAAACCAGAAUCCAUGCAAUGGAUAAAGAUGCCAAAAAAAGAAUCCAUAAUUUUUCUGUCAUCAACCCUGUUGCUGGACAAGCUCUAACUCAUGUUUUUGCAGUUGACUGUAGAGAAGAUCUUCAGAAAUGGAUGGAAGCCUUCUGGCAGCAUUUCUUUGAUCUUAGCCAAUGGAAGCACUGUUGUGAAGAACUUAUGAAAAUUGAGAUUAUGUCACCACGGAAACCACCUUUGUUCUUGACAAAAGAGGCAACCUCAGUCUACCAUGAUAUGAGUAUUGACUCGCCUAUGAAGCUUGAAAGUUUAACUGAUAUAAUACAAAAAAAAAUUGAAGAGAUGAAUGGACAAUUUCUUAUUGGUCAGGAUGAAGAAUCCUCCCCUCCUCCUUGGGCCUCAGUCUUUGAUGGUAACCAUAAAAUGGUCAUCCAGAAAAAGGUAUUGUCCCCUACAAGUGAGCAAUUACAUGAUGGGAAAAGGAAAAAGAGACGAGCUCCCCUUCCUCCUUCCGAUAAACCUCCAUUCAGCUUAAAAACACAGAGCAACACAGAUCAAUUGGUUAAGGACAACUGGGGAGAGGCAAGUAUAUCUCAAACCUCGCCUUUGGAUACCAGACUAUCAAUCCUAAUGCAUCAUUUACAGAAACCAAUCGCUGCUCCUCGAAAACUUCUUCCUGCCAAGAAAAAGACUUUAACUGAUGGUGCACACACGGAUACUGAAACCAAUAUUGAAGCUAAGCCAGUGCCAGCUCCAAGGCAGAAAUCCAUCAGAGACAUUUUGGACCCUAGAUCAUGGUUACAGGCACAAGUAUAGAAAGCCCUUACCAUAUAAAACAUUUAACAAAAUCUAUAACUGUGAGGCUUAACUCAAAGUCAUAAAUAUAUUAAUGUCAUAUAAUUUCAUAGGUAAAUAUGGUAGUGGUUUGCAUAUGUAAUUAAUAAGCUAUUUGGUGUAGAAAAACAUCUUUAUAAUGAAGACAUUGAUUUCUCUUUUAUUUCUGAGUUUCAGAAUAUAAGUGAUUUUCCCUGCAGAGUGUAAGAGGCAGUUUCUAGACAAUAUCCUAAUUGUUGGAAGGGUUAAUUUAUUCCUAAAUUAGUACCAGGCAGUGAAUAAGCACUACACAGAAGAAAGCAUUAACAUUUCUUUUGGGGAGAGACUGUCUAGUAAUUUAAAAUGUGUUAAAUAUGAGCCAUAUUCUCAUUGUGAGAAUUUUAAUACUAAUGGAAUGUUUCAAAGGUUUUAUUCAAACCACAAAUUAUAGAAUCCACCCAAGAAAAUUUUCUUCUUAGCAUUCUGGAAUUCUCAUCUAAUGGUUCACUGACUCUCAUCUAUUGUUUAACUCACUAGUUUAUAGGGUUGACCUUUUAAAUUCCUGGGAUAAAUUUUGGAAUAUUAAAUUCUUUGUCUUUAAAGGGAAUUUCUAAUGUGCUAUUCAAAGUCAUUUCCUUGAUGAGCCCUGAAAUCCUGUUGACAUUAAUUCUCAUAAGUGAAGCAAAACAUUUAUUAGUUUAGAGAAAUGGUAGAUGAAAUGUUCUUUACAUCCACUUUUCUGUGUGUGGUGCUAAUUUCCAUUGUGAUUUUUUAGAAUUUGGGGAAGUGAGUAGCUGAUUAACACCUUAAGAUUUAUUUAAUACUUAUUUAAAAAGCAGAUGGUAGAUUCAAAAAUAUCAGAAAAAAAUGGCCAUGGUAAUAAUUUCCAGAAUUAAUCCUUUUUAAAAUUUUAAUUAGGUUUCCUUUCUCUAGUAAGGGUUGAUGUCUGCUAUUGAUAUUAUUCAUUAAAAGUCAUAUUCUUACAAUAAUAACAUUGAAAUCAUUUCCAUAGGAGGUAAUUUCCAUAGCAACUAAUCGCAGUGACCCAAACAGGAUUAUGAAAUGAAGGGAGGAAUAAAUAGCAAGAGGAUGAAUAUCUUCAAGGAACAAAAAAAUCCAUUUUUUAAUGCUCCUUGUAAACAACAGCUGAAUGGUUUUAAAAAUCUAAUCAGAAUUUCCAAAUAAAAGUUUCCAUAAGGUGUCAGCAACGGCUCUAAAAAUCUCAAUUCACACUGAACCUUAAACGUUAUUGCAAGAAGUAAAAAUAUAAGAAUUAAAUUACUGCCCUGUGUGUAAUCUCUAGAGAUCUUUUUAAAGCUAGUAAGAACUCUAUUUGGAUCAGAACUACAUUAUUACAAAAUAAAAUGAACACUUGACCAAAAAAAGCGUUAAUUUAAAUGGAGCCUCUCGUUAUUUUUAGAUAACUGAGUCUUUCUUCAUUUAUAGAGUAUGAUGUAACUGCCAGGUUACUUUUGUGCUUGCCCAGGAUUCUUAGUAAGAAUUAGAACUCUAGGGAGUAAAGACACAAAAGGUCUCUUGUGAUUGGUGACACCAGGACGCAUUUGGUGAGAAGAAAGUAUGUUUACCUGAUGGAAUUCUGACACAAUUACAUGUAUGAAAAAUCUAAAAAAUCGUUAGUUUAUUUAUUUUUUUUUUGACGAGAAGGCUCUUUCUAUUGUGUUUGCUGUUUCAGUAAAUGGAAUAUUAAAAAUGGAAAGGAUAUUAUUGUUUAAAUUUUUUGUUUAUUUUUUAAAACCUCACUGCUGUUUUUGACAGCAUUCCUGACUGUCAGUGCCCUAAAUUUUUGAGCUAGAAGAUGCUGCAGGCUAAAUUGUUUCUUCUUAAUGGCAUCUAAACAUUCUUUUUUUUCCCCCUUGUUGUUGAUACCUUCUUUUAUUAUAAGCCAAUAUUAAAACUUCCAAAUUAUAUUCUUGUCAUUUCUCCUCAUGCAAAUUACAACAGGAAAAAUCUAAGUUGUACAGGAAAGAGAAUUUACUCAUAAAGAAAUUUCCUAGCAGUUGUGUUCUCAGAGAGGAACUCAGAAGCAGAUCUGAAGUCCUUCCUAGAACUAUUUAGGUGAAACCUAAUCAAGGACCAACCCCCCACCCUACCCCACCCCCACAAAUUAUUCUGUUUCUGAGGACCCAUCUUAUUAUAUGUUACAAAGCCUUUAAGAUCCCUUGAAGUCUUCAGCUAUGCCCUUUGACCACUGUGUUCAUUAAAUGCUAGCUCACACCCUCUUAAAGGGGGUGGUUACAAUACAAAGUUGGGUGGAUUUUUUUUUCUUCCUUCCCCCUCCUACACUCUGCCUCCUCUGCUCCUCCCCCACCUUCCUUCCUUCACAAUUUAAAAAAAUAUCUAAAAAUACUGAGUUAAAAACUGUCAGGGAGUUCAUCAGAAGUAUUUGUUUUCUCAUUUCCUGAACCAGAGUUUAUGACAAAGAAAUAUGCCAUGUAAUAUAAAAGAUGUUUCAGAUUUUUAUGAGCUGGCUUUUCAUAUUCCUUGUUUGUCCUUUUAAUUUGCUUCUUGAUGUAUGAAGACUAUAAACUUAAAGAGUUAGCUGUCAGAUCUUGAUAAUAAUAUUAUAAUUAGAGAAACAUAAUAGAAGGAACAGAUAUUUUAUAUUAUGAUAAUUUUGAUGUUCUGAAGAUAAUGUCUCAGACAAUUACAUUUAUGUUUUAAGCUCUAGGAUAUAAAUUACUUACAGCAGCAUUUAAGAUAGUAUUAUUUUUAAUUGCUACAAAGUGAUAAAUUUUUUAUUUUUACAUUUUGCAAGGACAAAGAAGACUGUUUUGUUGUUGUUUUAAUUGUAAAUGCAUACCUCUUACCUCCUUAACUGUCUGCAGUGCCCCCUAACUUCUUUCAGUGGAUGUGAAUGUAUAUGGAAAACUAAAUCCAUUUAUUAUAAAUAUCUUAUCUUUACCCUUUAGUAUCCCAUCAAAUGCAUUUUACCUGAUACUAUUUACUAAAAAUAGAGGUUGCCUUGGUUUAGAGAGGACUCAUAUAAGAUAGGUUGAACAAUCAAGUAUUUCUUUAGGCUUAUGUUCAGCACCUCAGUUACCUACUGUGAAGUUAAUUAAUUCAGUCCAAAAUGAAACUAUGGAGCAGUUUGAUGCAGCUUAUGUUAAAUGCAUUCUAAUGUAAUCAUCUGUUACCAUGAAUGAAGAACAAUCAUAAUAAAUAGAGGUAGAAUGUUGAACUGUGAAAAAGAAGAGAAAUACUUUUGCAGGAAAGAAUAUUUGUCCAAAAUUUAUUAAAAUUCUUUUUUUAAAAUAGUGAAUUAUUGAAUAGUACUUAAAUUUUAAUUGAUGACCAUUUGUGUUCUAAUAAUUAUAUUCACUGUUCUGUUAAACUAUAAUAUAGAGUUGACUUUUGUACUUAAACAUUUCAAAGUAUUAUUGUUCUUAAGUAUUUACAUGUUUAUGUUUAACUUCUUCAUUGAUAAUAAUAGUUCUAAGAAGAUUGUUUAUUCCGGAUUAUGCAUUUUUCUAGUUUGACCUGGGAAUAAUAUUACCUUUGAAUUUUUAAAAGACAAGAUUUUAUUUGGAAAUAUGUUAGGGUGUGUUUUUUUGUUUGUUUGUUUGUUUUGUUUUGUUUUGUUUUUGACAUGCUGGUAUCCUUAGUAUUGUUUAUCAUUUUUAUUUUUUAAUUAAAUGCGGAUCUGAUUUCUGGAUUAAAAAGCAUUGAUUUUAUCACAGACUUUUAAAAAAAAAUCAAAGGUUUGGUGAAAAAGCCUAAGUCAUGUAAUUCAAACUUCUGUACAUUAAAGGAACUGAUUCAUGAAGA
Ictidomys tridecemlineatus (thirteen-lined ground squirrel) is the source of this 5864-nucleotide messenger RNA. RefSeq names its product rhotekin 2 (gene Rtkn2). NCBI's taxonomy places the organism in Eukaryota, Metazoa, Chordata, Mammalia, Rodentia, Sciuridae. Gene Ontology annotation, biological process: hemopoiesis; signal transduction; positive regulation of cell population proliferation. The record is from RefSeq and is a predicted model, not a curated record.